UCUUGACUAAUGGCAAACGAAGGUAUGAAAAAAGGGGUGUGAUAAAUGUUUGUUGCUGUUCUCCUCCCCUGUGUUGCACUAUCCGUUGGACUGCUGGGUGUCGGCUAGUUAGCUAUAUGGAUGCUUACAUCAGCUGUAAGAAUAUUUGACGGAGGGGCAUUUGACUGGCUUGGAUGCACAGUCCAGUUGGCAGAUAUGGUGAGGCACAGUGUGAUAACCGAGGUGCAAGCCUUCCAGCACUCUGUCCAGGGUAACUCCCUGGCUUUGGGCCAAGUAGGGCAGAACUGUGGGGGAAUUCAGGAGAACAUGGUGGCUUCAGAGGUCAGACAGCCCUUUUCCCAAGGCCUCUCAGAAAAUGAGAAAAGCCAGCCAGUGAACAUCCCAGAUGUUGCUAAAAGAAAGAAGAAGAAAAGAACUAGAGCAACAGACAGCUCCAUAGGCACUUUUGAUGACCUCUAUAAGUUGACAGAUGAGGUGCUUGGUCAGGGAGCAUAUGCUAAAGUUCAAGGAUGCGUAAGCUUGCAGAAUGGACAGGAGUAUGCUGUGAAGAUCAUAGAAAAGAGUGCAGGACACAGCCGCAGCAGAGUUUUUCGAGAAGUGGAGACACUCUACCAGUGUCAAGGAAACAAGAAUAUUUUGGAAUUGAUCCAGUUCUUUGAAGAUAGCUCCUGCUUUUACUUGGUGUUUGAAAAACUAUGUGGAGGCUCAAUUCUUACACAUAUCCAGAACCGAAAGCACUUUGAUGAACUGGAGGCCAGUAAGGUGGUUAGGGACAUUGCCCAAGCACUUGACUUCCUACACACUAAAGGUAGGAAAACAUCCCAAGAGUUAUCCUACCAAAAUCCAAAUAGAAAAACCAUGAUUUUUUUUUUUUUGUAUUUCGCCUUGGUGACAUUUUGUUUUUCUGCAGGAAUUGCCCACAGAGACCUUAAACUGGAGAACAUCCUUUGCGAAUACACUGAUCGAGUGUCUCCAGUAAAGAUCUGUGAUUUUGACUUGGGAAGUGGAGUGAAGCUAAGCAGUGCCUGCACACCCAUAACGACACCGGAACUCACCACACCGUGUGGCUCGGCUGAGUACAUGGCUCCAGAAGUAGUGGAAGUGUUCACUGAUGAGGCGUCCUUCUAUGACAAGCGCUGUGACCUCUGGAGUCUCGGGGUCAUCCUCUACAUCCUGCUGAGCGGCAGCCCUCCUUUCACAGGUCACUGUGGCAUUGACUGCGGCUGGGACCGUGGAGAAACCUGCAGAACCUGCCAGAGUCAGCUGUUUGAGAGCAUCCAGCAGGGCAAAUAUGAGUUUCCAGACAAGGACUGGGCUCACAUCACUGAGGGGGCCAAGGACCUCAUAUCCAAACUGUUGGUUCGAGAUGCCACCCUGCGCCUCAGUGCCGCCCAGGUCCUCAAGCACCCUUGGGUGCAGGGGAAUGCUCCAGAGAGAGGUCUUCCAACUCCUCAUGUUUUACAGAGGAACAGCAGCACCAAAGACCUGACUCAGUUUGCAGCAGAAGCUAUCGCCUUUAACCGGCAGCUGUCUCAGCAUGAUGAGCAGCAGGAGGACGCUGGAGCCAUUGUUUGCUCCAUGAGGCUUUCUCCUCCUUCUAACUCCAGACUGGCCCGCAGACGGGCGCAGUCCAAUGCUCUGCGCACCGGAGACCUCACGCCCCCUUCAGAUGACCUCGCAGCCUGAAGGUUAUAAGGACAAACCCGCUUGUCGUGGUCUCUGGCCGGUUUUAGCCUCUGCCUGCUCCUUGUAUGUCUUUUUGUUUUGACAGGGUGUUAUGUGGGAUCAGACAUA
Messenger RNA from Monopterus albus (swamp eel), 1794 nucleotides. It is a transcript of the gene mknk1, whose product is annotated as MAPK interacting serine/threonine kinase 1. Gene Ontology annotation, molecular function: ATP binding; protein kinase activity. NCBI's taxonomy places the organism in Eukaryota, Metazoa, Chordata, Actinopteri, Synbranchiformes, Synbranchidae. The coding region runs from base 121 to 1686 and encodes 521 amino acids. The transcript has 13 exons. Gene Ontology annotation, biological process: protein phosphorylation. The record is from RefSeq and is a predicted model, not a curated record.